Messenger RNA from Saprolegnia diclina VS20, 2194 nucleotides. RefSeq names its product serine/threonine protein kinase. The coding region runs from base 72 to 2003 and encodes 643 amino acids. Lineage: Eukaryota; Oomycota; Saprolegniomycetes; Saprolegniales; Saprolegniaceae. Gene Ontology annotation, molecular function: protein tyrosine kinase activity; ATP binding. The transcript has a single exon. The record is from RefSeq and is a predicted model, not a curated record. Gene Ontology annotation, biological process: protein phosphorylation.
ACAGAUUUGCGCGUUCGAGUUGCAGUCCAGCUUUCGCCACAGGCCUGGAAGAGCGGAGAAGAGGAGCUGCGAUGGCCCCGAUUCCCGAGGUGUACACGCUGGACGAGCUCGAGCAGAUCAUGGUCGGCGUGCCCCGGACCAUGCGGCUCCUCAUGAUCUCGUACUUGGCGGUGUUCCUCAUGGCGCUCGGCGUCUACCUCGGUAUCGCGUGGUACGAGCGCAAGCGCGAGAAAGGCGCGGACGAGCUGGACCUCGAAGACGCGCGCGAGUCGAUCAUCAUGCCCUUCCACAAACCGCUCAUCCUCUUCGUCAUGGGCGUCUCGCUAAGCAUGGGCAUCGCGGUCGGCCUUGCGCCUGUCCCAACGAGCUUGACGGAAGGCGAGCUCCUCUACGCGAUGCGCAACUUUAGUGUCAACGUGGUCGUCUGGACGAUGCAGUACCCGGCCGUCUCGCGCAGCACGACGCUCAAGGCGAUCGCGUGGGCAACGCUCUUCAGCAUCGUGCCGAUCCCGAUCAUCUAUGCGGUCGAGUGCCACCGGCCGCUCGGCGACGUCUACGUCACGCUGCUCUUUGUACGGGCCGCGUCCGCGGGCCACUAUGUGUACAACCUGCUUUGGCCGCCGACGUCCCGCGGCGCCGCGUCCUCGAUCCGGUGGUACUCGGGCCUCGGCCUCCUCUACACGCUCCUCGUCAUGGCCUACCACAUGGCCUUCAAGUACCACUACUUUGCGAUCGGCUACAACUGCGUGUACGCCGCUUCGGGCUUCCUCGUCUUUUCGCCGCUCUUUUUAUACAACAUUUUCCGCGAAGACACCAAAUUUUGGCGCGGCGCCCACGCCGUCUUCCCGCCGUCGCGCGAGUUUCGCCAGAUCGUCGCGCGCUUCAAGAACCUCACGGCGGACGAGGUCGACGCAUACGACGAGGCCGUUCGGCGUAUGAUUGUCGACGCGUCGAGUGUCAUUUUGGACUUUUCCGCGCUCGCGUUCAAGGAACCGCACGUCGUCGAGGGCGUCGGGCGCACGGCGACGGUGGCCUCGGGCUUGCUCCACGGGUACGAAAACAUGGAGCCGCAGCGCGUCGCGAUCAAGACGUUCAACCCGGAGCUCUUUCUCGCCGACGAGGUCGCCAAGGUCGCACUCGAGACGUCGAUCGCGACGCUGCCGACGAUGUGCAACAAGUACAUUGUGCACAGCUUUGGCCUCGCAGUGCACCCACCCGCGCUCUGCCUCGUCACGGACCUCUGCGAGACGUCGCUGGCGUCGCAUUUGCGAACAAAAGGACUGGGGCUUUCGCUGCGUGUCCGCCUGACCUACAUGCUGCACUGCGCCAAGGGCGUCGGGUGGACGCACGCCAACAUGGUGCUGCAUCGCGACGUGCGCCCGGCCAACUUUUUCGUCCAAACGCUCUUCGAGACGCAGGACCUCCAGAAGAUCAUCAAGCUCUCUGACUUUGGUGACGCGACGCUCGUCGACGACCUCGUGACAAAAGCGCCGCGCACGGUGGCUGGCACGCUUUGCUACAUGGCGCCCGAGGUCAUGCGCGGCGCUAAAGUGCUCUACCCGCACCGCAACAACGUUGCGUACUACAAUGCGUCGGCCGACAUCUUCAGCUUGACGAUGACGUUCUGGGACAUUUUGCACCCGAAUGCAUCAAAGGACGACAAAUUUGGAUCGUCCGUGAGCACGCCCGAAGGCCAGCGCCGCGCGGCUGACAAAAUACUCCACGGCUUUCGCCCCGAACUCUCCAAGGAGGUGCUGGCGGUGCCCGGCCUCAAGACGCUCUUCCACGAAGGCUGGUCCGACAACCCCAAGAUAGUCCGCCCGACGGCCGUUGAGAUCGUCAAUCGCCUCAAGGCCAUGCUGGACGGCAACAGUGCCCUGUACCACAGCGACACCGGUUCCAACAAAGCGCCAGUCACCAAGGAUAUGACCAAGAUGGGGAGCACCGACGAGUCGCUUUGCGUGGACGACCUCCCCGUGUACCAAGAAUUCUACGACGUCUAGCGCUUUGGCUCUGUGCAGCGCGUCUUGUCGCCUGAUGAUAGGUAAUCCUGAUUGAAGUUUUGUGACGUGCAGAGCGUGUGUUGGCCCGACGCACGAUGUCACAACGCCACGUCAUAUAUACGAUGUUUGUAUGACAUACGUAGUGGGUGAUCUGCAUAUCCAGGAAUAUUCACCAAUCAAAUCAAGUUGGG